Molecule: messenger RNA, 870 nt
Organism: Phalaenopsis equestris
Lineage: Eukaryota; Viridiplantae; Streptophyta; Magnoliopsida; Asparagales; Orchidaceae
Product: peptide deformylase 1B, chloroplastic
Biological process (GO): peptidyl-methionine modification
Cellular component (GO): mitochondrion; chloroplast
Molecular function (GO): peptide deformylase activity
Source: RefSeq, a predicted model, not a curated record
CGCCGGUCAGGCCCGGCGCGGCUUCUCCUUCCAGGAAGACAACUUGGCCUCCCCUGCUGAUUCGUAUCAUGCUGCGCCGCUCAAGAUUGUUGAAUAUCCGGAUCCCAGGUUGAGGGCUAAGAACAAGAGGAUCGGUACCUUUGACGAGAGUUUGAAGAAGUUAGCCGACGAGAUGUUUGAUGUAAUGUACAAAACUGAUGGCAUUGGGUUGUCGGCACCCCAAGUUGGGAUGAACAUUCAGCUUAUGGUUUUUAAUCCUGUUGGUGAACGUGGUGAAGGAGAAGAGAUUGUGCUUGUAAACCCUGUAGUGCACAAGUCCUCUAAAAAUACUUUUUCUUACAAUGAAGGCUGCUUAUCGUUUCCUGGAAUCUAUGCUGAUGUAGUGAGACCCGCAUCUGUCAAGAUUGAUGCUAGAGAUAUAAAUGGAGCAAGGUUUCGGGUUAAUCUUUCUGGUCUUCCGGCUCGGAUUUUCCAGCAUGAAUUUGAUCAUUUGCAGGGAAUGCUGUUUUUCGAUCGGAUGACUGAAGAUGUGCUUGAUAGCAUUCGGUCCGAACUAAAGGCUUUAGAGAAGAAGUAUGAAGAUCUGACUGGGCAGCCUAGCCCAGAAAAUAUUGACAAUUACAAACAAAGACAACAAUUUGCAGCUGGUUUCUCCAGAACUUGAAAUAUCUGGAGUUCUACCCGCAAUUUAUUUAUUGUAAAGUGCUUCCCCUUUAUAAUAUAUUUACAUGUACUUAUUACCAACAGUUCUAUAUGAUCUGCUAUUUGCAUAUUUGUAAGUUUAGUAAAUUAUUUAUGUGUUAAACAAGGCUAAUUCAUUGAAGUUUUGUAAUUUGGGCAGAACAAGAUGACAAAAAUGUCUACUUUUAU